CACAUUUUAAAUUGUUUUCAAAACUUGCUUUUUGCUGUUUUGUUUUUUCUCUUUUUUAUUUGUUCUCACCUUUUUUGACCUAACUUCUUUUGUCUUCAUCAUUUUCAGUAACAGUUUCUUGUUUACGUCAUGGAUGACUUUGUUUGCAAGAUAUUAAAUGACUGGGGCCUAAGCGAGUGGAUAGAAACAUUUAGAGAACAAGGCGUUGACAAGAAAUAUCUGUACUGUCUUGAGGAUCAAGACGUGGGAGAAUUGAUUUCCAAAGUGGGACCAAGAGCACAUUUCAGAAAGAAACUGAGGCUGUUAAAGGAAGAACAAAACAGAAAUGAGGACACAUUGCCUUUAUCUUUACCAAUUGAACAGGAGCAGAAAAACACAACUGUUCAGGCUGAGGUACAGCCAUCCACAAGUGAUGGAGGAAAGAGAAAGCUGGAUCUGGAGAAGUUUAACAAAAGAGAACCAACACCAAAACGGUUUCGCAGGAGUAUGUCAGCAUCUUUGCCAGAACUAAGAAUACUGUCUGAGGUGAAAAAUGUAAUGAGACAUGUUCUGGAUAAACUACACCGUCAAGAAAACACAAAGCUGAAUUCUUUCCUAAGGGAUAAAAUUAGGGAUCUGGAGACAGACAGAAGAGAACUGGUUGGUGUUUUUGGUAAAACUGGAGCUGGAAAGACCAGUUUGAUAAACGCUCUCAUUGAUGAGAGGAAACUUUUGCCGUCUGGAGAUGUUGAUGCAUGUACUUCAGUCAUGAUUAAAGUGGAGGCAAACAUGUGCAACACAAAGUAUGAGGCACAUAUUGAAUUUAUCACAAAAGAGGAAUGGAAAGAUGAGUUGUGGUCAGUGAGUCAGUUUCAAGAGAAUACUGCAGAUCAGAAAAAAGAGGAUGAGGAUGAUGAUUAUCAGGAUGUGGCUGAAAAGCUGUCUGCACUCUAUGGAGAGGAAUGGAAACAAAAAUCUUCUGAACAACUAAUGGACCCCAAAUAUUUCAGAGAAAUACCAGAAUUUCUUCAAUCCACAGGAAAGAUACUGUCAUGUGAAACAGCUAACGAGCUAUCUGCUAAAAUGAUUAAAUACACAAGAACUGAAUCAAAUCAUGGAGGACAAAAAGGCAUAAACAGGUGGUAUUGGCCUCUUGUGAAGUGUGUGACUGUCAAAGUGCCUCAUGAUUUUCCCCAGCACAUCACUCUUGUGGACCUUCCUGGAAAUGGAGACCGUAACAAGAGCAGAGAUACAAUGUGGAAAGGGAUUGUUGGAAAUUGUUCUACUGUGUGGAUCGUCACUGAAAUCAACCGAGCAGCAGCAGAGCAAGAGUCAUGGGACAUCCUGAAAAAUGUUGCCAGUCAGAUUGGAAACGGUGGGGAGUGUCGACACAUUCACAUUGUCUGCACCAAGUCUGAUGAUAUUGACGAUUCAGAUGUAACCACCAAAGCUGAAACUCAGGCCUUGAUACUUAAGAGAAACGCAGAAACCAAAGAAAGGGUGACAAAAGAAUUCAACAAACUGAACAAGAUUAAAAAACACUUCAGUGACGAGUGUUUUCAGGUGUUCACUGUGAGCUCCAGAGAAUUUUUCCGAAAGAGAGAUCUAAGUCCAGAGGACACUGAAAUACCCAAUCUUCAAGAAUUUUUGCAAAAUCUCAAUGACUGUCACUCAGAGACAUUAAACUAUGUGUCUGGAGCUCAUGGCAUCCUCUCUUUGAUUCAUGGGGCCAGCAGAAGAAAAGAGAAUGACAGAAUUAAGGAAGUGUUUGAAGCUCUUGAGAAAAAUCUAACCCUUCAAAUUGAGUCAAUCAGAAAUGAAAUGAUGAAGAUUUACAACGUUUUUGAAGAACACCUUCAAGAGGGAGUUGAGCGAUCCAAAAACUCAUAUGGAAACAUCUUGACGUCUACCCUCUAUCCCCAUAAAAGGGAUGGUCGGGGAUUUCAUAAGCAAUUGAAAAAAGCAGUAGAAAAUAGAGGAGUCCACCGACCUAAGAAAGGAAGAGAAAUGAACAUCAACAUAAACUUGACUUCCGAUCUGGCUGACAGCAUUGACGAGGAAUUCAGAACCACUUUUCCAAAUGACGGAAAAUGUUUCAAAGGAGUGAUCUAUAGUUUUUCACUUGUCAUUGAAGAACUAAAAGAGAAGUACAAAGAUGUGGAACUGCAACUGGUAUCUCUCAAGUCAGAGGAAGAACGUCUGAAGACAAGUCUGAACAAAAGUAUUCGUGAGCGCAAAAAAACAGUCUACAGGAGUCUAAUAAAAACCAUUGAGGAAACAAUGCAAGACUGCUAUAAAAACGCAGCAGCCUUUACAGGAACUGGUACACUGCAGAACAUGCGGGAAACUAUAGAGAAUCACGUACAUGGAUCAAAGAACACCAUGUUUGAAAAUGCUAAAAAGGUCAUGAUGAACCACCUGCACAACUUGAUGAUGGACGUCCUGACAACACUAGAGGAUACCAUGAGGGAAUCGAUUGAGGUGUCCCUGAAGACUGAUGACACCUCAUUUCCAGAUGUUUCAGCACAGCUCGAGAUGGUCCAAAAACUAUGUGAUGAGCUGAAAAGCUGCUAAAACACAGAACAUAUUUGAGCUUUUCUCAUUGGAGGGAUUCACCAUCAUAACAUGCUGCAUUUGCAUCCCUUCAGGAUGAAAAACCGUAGGAUUAUGAAAAAAAAAAAAUAUUAUGUAAUUUUCUUUGCCACUUCUUUCAUAAUUUUUUUCUCUUGGAGGGAUAUUUGCAACAUUUUUCAUUUUGUUUAUUAGAGCCUGAAUAUGGAAAACUUAGAGAGUGAAGAUAAAAUCAGGUCAAAGUAUCUUUACUUAAAUCUGUAGGAAGAAUUACAAGAAAAAGAUAUAGAAGACAUUUUAAUUUUUAAAAAAUUUUCUUUGAUAUUUUAUAUGUGACAUUAUUUUUAUUAAUUUUAGUAUAGGUUGAUUACACUACUUUACUAUUUGAUAAUUUUAGAAAUGUUUGCAUUACAUUUGAAAUUAAAAUCAAAUCUAAGUGGCUUUUCUUGGUACUGCAGGACUAAUUGCAGGAAAUAUAUGGAAGACAUUUCCAUUUUGAAUAGUUUUCUUUGAUAUUUUAUACGUGACAAAAUGUUAUUCAUUUUUAGCAUGUUUAUUACACUUUUUUUAACUCUGUUUAUUUUUACAAAUGUUUGCAUUACCUUUCUUCUCUUUUGUUAAAGCUUACAUGAAAAAUGUAAAGAAAUAUAACAAAGUUAUGAUUAUUUCUGGCUUCUGAAGAUGACUAAACCUCUAAUUAUUCUCAAUUGUUUAGCUGUUUAAUUGUAAUCCUAAUGCAUGUGUGUGAUUUGGUAUCUUGUAGUAAAAUUUAAUAAGAUAAUCAGAUAAAUGUACAUGAACAUGUCAGAUAAUUUUUUUAACUCUAAUUUUCUGAGUUUUAUUCACUGGGAAAUUCAUAACUAUGAUUCCUGUUAAACUUUCUACCAUAAAGACCCAAAAUACAUAUGAACAAAUAAAGUUAUGUAUGACA
Xiphophorus couchianus (Monterrey platyfish) is the source of this 3481-nucleotide messenger RNA. RefSeq names its product nuclear GTPase SLIP-GC-like. Gene Ontology annotation, molecular function: GTPase activity. The coding region runs from base 130 to 2553 and encodes 807 amino acids. Lineage: Eukaryota; Metazoa; Chordata; Actinopteri; Cyprinodontiformes; Poeciliidae. The transcript has 24 exons. The record is from RefSeq and is a predicted model, not a curated record.